UUUGGCCAUUUUAUUGAAAAUAAUUUCUAAAGUUGAUGAGUAACUAGUACUUUCUAUAUACCAUUAGGGUUGGAUUUAAUUUGGGUUUCAAUUAUAAUAUUAUCCCCAAUUUUAAGUGAAAUUACUAAAAUGCCCCUAACCCUAAUUUUUGAAAAUAAAACCCUAACCUUAAAACCCUACCCAGUUACCCGUUGCAUCACCUCAUGCCCCAGUAGCCAAACACACACAGUUUUCCAACUAAAUGAAAGAAAGAAAGAAGGGGUUAGGAGGAAAUGGGAAGAAGCAGAGAGGGGGAGAGGGACAGAGAGCGGCGGUUUGAGAGGAAGAGAGGGACGAGGCAGCACCGGUGGACCUUGCUGCUGCCGUCGUGCUGAGCCGUCGUGUUCUGCACCGUUGUACACCAAAGAAAGAGAGAAAGAGAUCGGGCAGGAAUUAGGGGACCGAAGGCGGAGGGAGUGCGGCAGGGGAAGCCAUCGCCACCAAUCACCGUCGCAAGGCUCUGCUGCAUCCCUACCGCGCUUGGGUGUUGUCGAAGCCACUCCUGCUGCCGCUGCUACUAGGGUCUGCCGCCGUCCUGUCCCUGGAGCCUGAGCCGCGCAUCUGUCACCGAACCAGAGGAGCUCAUCCUUGCUGAGUCGCCGCCAUCUUGCCUCUGCCGGCGAGCAUGAAGAGAGAGGGAGACGAGAGUUUUCACAGUAGAGAGAGGGAGAGCGCGAUAGGGGAGACCAUCGCCAUCGCCAUGCCUCCUUGUCGUCGCCAGUUCUACUUGUUCUGUCGCCGGGAAACUCGUCGCUGUGGGGGUCUCACUGCCGCCGUCCUUGUGGCUGGUGUCGUCACCGCGGAAGCCACCUGUGUCACCGCUGGAGGAAGGGAGAUCCGCGCCGUUGCUGCGGUUUAUGCCGCCGGAAUUGCUCUGUCGCUGCCAGAAUUUCUGGUCGCUGCCGUUCUGGGGCUGUCAUAUGUUACGUUGUCGCUGCCGGAGGACCUGCGGCUCUGCAUUUCCGACCGCCGGUGGUGGCGCGGGUGUCGCUGGAAACACCAUCGGAACUGCCGCUACUUGGUGUAGUUGUUCUUCCCUUGUUGCGGUAAGCAGGCUCAUUUCGAAAAGCCCUUUUUAGUCAGUAUUUCUGUUUCGAAAGCCCUGCAUUAGUGUUCAAUUCCGUGUAAUAAAGUGUUUAUGAUGUUGACGGUUCUAGGGAUUAGAAUCCGAGUUUACUUGUGGCGUUGAGGUUGUUUCUUCUAUUGAGGAAAACAAGCGGAGCUAAGGAUUUGGUUGUCGUGGAUUUCGGGCUAAGCAAAAAGAGUUCAGUUGACACGCUUGGGUUAUGGUUUCAGCAUGUUGAGGAUAUGGGCGCAGAAGUUACGAAGAGCUUA
This is a messenger RNA of Arachis ipaensis, 1374 nucleotides long. Lineage: Eukaryota; Viridiplantae; Streptophyta; Magnoliopsida; Fabales; Fabaceae. The record is from RefSeq and is a predicted model, not a curated record.